AUGAGAGCCAGCAGGCAGGCAGGCAGUGUGCAGACCAGCAGGCAGGCAAGGAGUGUGCAGACCAGAAGGCAGGCAGGCAGUGUGGAGACCAGCAGGCAGGCAGGCAGUGUGGAGACCAGCAGACCAGAGAAGGGCUCCUCCAUCUCCUAUAGGCCAGAGAAGAGCUCCUCCAUCUCCUAUAGGCCAGAGAAGAGCUCCUCCAUCUCCUAUAGGCCAGAGAAGAGCUCCUCCAUCUCCUAUAGGCCAGAGAAGAGCUCCUCCAUCUCAUAUAGGACAGAGAAGAGCUCCUCCAUCUCCUAUAGGCCAGAGAAGAGCUCCUCCAUCUCCUAUAGGCCAGAGAAGAGCUCCUCUAUCUCCUAUAGGCCAGAGAAGAGCUCCUCCAUCUCCUAUAGGCCAGAGAAGAGCUCCUCCAUCUCCUACAGGCCAGAGAAGAGCUCCUCCAUCUCCUACAGGCCAGAGAACAGCUCCUCCAUCUCCAGACAGACAAGCAGGUUUUCUGCUGGCCUGCAGGUCUGGGUCUGGGGCUUGUGUGCACUGCAGCCCCAUUGA
This is a messenger RNA of Anguilla rostrata (American eel), 549 nucleotides long. Its product is annotated as adhesive plaque matrix protein-like. Bases 1 to 549 code for a protein of 182 amino acids. The transcript has 2 exons. The record is from RefSeq and is a predicted model, not a curated record. Lineage: Eukaryota; Metazoa; Chordata; Actinopteri; Anguilliformes; Anguillidae.